Messenger RNA from Plenodomus lingam JN3, 390 nucleotides. RefSeq lists its product as uncharacterized. NCBI's taxonomy places the organism in Eukaryota, Fungi, Ascomycota, Dothideomycetes, Pleosporales, Leptosphaeriaceae. The record is from RefSeq and is a predicted model, not a curated record.
AUGGGGGCCGCAACUCAGACCUCUGCAUGUAUGACAGCGCAGCUGAGCACCGAGCUGGUGUGGAACAAUGCUCAGAGCGUCUACGAAGGUCAUGGAGAAUGGCGCUUGACCGUCUACACUCUCCUGCCGAACAGCGACCCGCUGCCGCCGAGCAGUCUCGGCGCACCGCUCGUGUUUCGUUCGGUGUCGCCAGAAUGCCAGUGCUGGGAUGCGGGGCGCGAUUUGGGUUCACGUUUUGAAGCAGGGGAGACCAGGCAGGGUUCUUCCCGCAAGUGCAGUCGAAAUAAGCUCUUCGCUACUACGGCCCGCUACAUGUGGAUGACAUCUGUAAUGCAUGCCGAUCUGGAGACGUCGACGACUGGAUGUGCGUCGGUUCGUCGGAUGAUCUAA